UCUUCUUCUUCUUCUUCUUCCCAGUUCUCGGUACUGUAGUAUUCAGGGAAGUGAAAAAGCUUCAAUAAAAGCCAUUGCCGCCAUCAAACCAGAGCUCCCACUGCUCCCUCUCUCUCCCUCCCCCCGUCGCGUCUUCUCGAUCUUUCCGACACCAUGGCUUCAGAUGCUGAUAUGGAGGAUUAUGGUUUCGAGUACUCAGACGAGGAGCCCGAGGAACAGGAUGUCGAUAUCGAGAAUCAGUAUUAUAACUCUAAAGGUAUGAUUGAGACCGACCCGGAAGGAGCACUGGCAGGCUUUGCUGAGGUGGUGCGCAUGGAACCUGAGAAAGCUGAGUGGGGAUUCAAGGCUCUAAAGCAAACUGUCAAACUUUAUUAUCGUCUUGGGAAGUACAAAGAAAUGAUGGAUUCUUACAGAGUGAUGCUAACAUAUAUCAAAUCAGCAGUGACCCGGAAUUACAGUGAAAAGUGUAUAAACAAUAUUAUGGAUUUUGUUUCUGGAUCAGCUAGUCAGAAUUUUGGUCUCCUUCAAGAGUUCUAUCAGACAACUCUGAAGGCCCUUGAAGAGGCAAAGAAUGAGAGGCUAUGGUUCAAGACAAAUCUUAAACUCUGCAAGAUAUGGUUUGAUAUGGGCGAAUACGGGAGAAUGAGUAAGAUUUUGAAGGAACUCCACAAGUCCUGUCAACGAGAGGAUGGUACUGAUGACCACAAGAAAGGAAGUCAGCUUUUGGAGGUUUAUGCUAUCGAGAUCCAAAUGUAUACUGAAACUAAGAACAACAAAAAACUCAAGCAAUUGUACCAGAAGGCCCUCGCAAUUAAGUCAGCAAUACCUCAUCCGAGGAUAAUGGGCAUUAUCAGGGAAUGUGGAGGGAAGAUGCACAUGGCCGAGAGGCAAUGGGCUGAUGCUGCCACUGAUUUCUUCGAAGCUUUCAAGAACUAUGAUGAAGCUGGAAACCAAAGGCGUAUUCAGUGCCUGAAAUACUUGGUCCUUGCUAAUAUGCUGAUGGAAUCUGAAGUUAAUCCAUUUGAUGGUCAAGAGGCAAAGCCAUACAAAAACGAUCCCGAGAUUCUAGCCAUGACAAACCUUAUAGCAGCAUACCAACGAAAUGAGAUAUUAGAGUUUGAGAAAAUCCUAAAGAGCAACAGAAGAACUAUAAUGGAUGACCCCUUCAUCAGAAAUUAUAUUGAGGAUCUAUUGAAGAACAUCAGGACUCAAGUUUUGCUCAAACUUAUCAAACCUUACACAAGAAUUCGCAUCCCUUUCAUAUCAAAGGAACUUAAUGUGCCUGAGAAAGAUGUUGAGCAAUUGUUGGUUUCUCUGAUUUUGGACAAUCGAAUCGAUGGACAUAUCGACCAAGUAAACAGGUUGUUAGAGCGCGGUGACAGAUCUAAGGGCAUGAAGAAGUACGCUGCCAUAGACAAAUGGAACACACAGCUGAAGUCUCUCUAUCAAACCAUUAGCAACAGAGUAUAUUAACUUCGAGUGCAUAGACUUUGUUAUAUCGGCCUUUUUGUUUAUUCCCAUUUUUUGGGGCAAUAUCGCUUUGUUCGAAUUGAUUGAGAGCUGCAAGAACUUUUUGUUACGCUUUACUGUGAAGCCUCUGGUCUUGCACAAAGCUGUUGGCAGUCAAGUGUUGGGAUUUAGUUCGUUACAUAAUUGGAUUCAAUACGCGAUGGUUAAUGAUGUCUUUCUCUUCUUUUGAA
Molecule: messenger RNA, 1700 nt
Organism: Punica granatum (pomegranate)
Lineage: Eukaryota; Viridiplantae; Streptophyta; Magnoliopsida; Myrtales; Lythraceae
Source: RefSeq, a predicted model, not a curated record